CGUAUUUUAAAUUAUUUUAAUUGUUGAGAGAGAAGAAAAGAAUAUUCAGCUAGUUUAAAUUCUCACGUUGUUUGGUUUCGCGUUGAAAUUUAAAUGCCAAAUAUGCAACGAGGCUGACUCGAAUGAUCGUUGAACACAUUACCGAGACUCAUCGAUAUCGUCGUUAUAAUCGUAACAUUGUUAUGGUGAUUAUUGUGCUAAAUAAAUGUGGAGAUAUCUGCUAGUGAGUAAAUGCGGCAGCCGAGAUAUUAACGACGUCUAACGAUACACGCGUGCCCGCAGCUCAUGGUAGUGCAGGUGAACUUGAACCUAGACGUUACAGGUGUUCUACAAGCAGCUGCUUGAAUUUUUCGAUUGUUGUUUCGAACUGUAAAUAUGAAGGUUUAAAUUAUUGAAGUGAGACGAUUUUCUUUAAAUCUUAUAAUUGUGUAUUUUUUCACACAUCGUUGACAGUAGAUUAUAUAAUCCUCACAACGAUGAACAUUGUCGACUUUUAAAGUUUUCGCAAAAACAACGUCUUCCUUGUGUAAUACAUAAAGAAGUUAAAAAGUAAAUAAAAUUACCACGAUGCUCGUCUCCAGGUCGUUAAUUAACACCGGAAGGAACGCUGCUAAUCCAUCGUCUGCGAAUCUUCACUUCAAAAUGCAUUCGUUUCUUCUGAUGUUGGCUUGCGCUCUAUUGACGAAUAAUUCAUCGGGGCAUCCCAUGCCGGAGGAGGAUGCUUCCGCUUCCGGUAUUGUGACAAUCGAUAAUCAGUCUACGACACAGCCGCCGAGUGUACUAGCGAUAACAGAAUUGAUCGCGAGUAUUAUCGACGACGUUAAACCGGCAACUGAUAUAUUGCCUGUGCAAAUAUCCUUUUCGGAUGUACCUGUUCACACCGAGAGUAAGCUUGGAUCGUCGGUACUUCUUCCAUGCAGGACUGUAAAUCCGGUUGCAGAAUGCCAAUGGUCCUGGCAGCCAUUGCCGCCGCGACAUUUACCGUUGCCCGACAUGAGCGACAUACCGACAAUAUCCACCAUAACGCCAGAUGACCAAAAUUCGUCGAAGGCAUCAGCACCGUUGACGCAAUCUGUACCAGUACGAAAAUUUCCGGCAUUUGGAAACAACAGUAACGACUGCUCGGUGCGGUUUUCAAGCGCUAAACACGAACAGGCUGGAUACUGGACUUGUGCCGUUCGAGAGUCAAACUCGGCAGAACUUAUAAGCACGGAACCAGCAAAGUUGACGAUAAUUAGCAACGAUCACGAGCUGCCGAUUACUUUCAUCCAGCGUCCGACAGUCGUAGAAUCCCCUGUUGGAUCUUCAACUCAAAUAACGUGCAGAACUGAAACCCCGGUGAAAGAGUGCCAGUGGUCAUGGCGGCAGCUGAACCAAUCCCAGCCCUGGAAUUUGGAAGUUAAAAGGUUCCCAGCGUUCGGCGACGACAGCCGUGACUGCAGUAUAAAAUUCAAAAACGUGUUACCGGAGCAGGAAGGAUUCUGGACUUGCGGCGCACGCGUCAAUCCAAAUUCAACUUUCGCGCAAUCGAGUCCCAUUAGUUUCCUCAUCUCGGAAGUCGAAUUUGUCCAACUUUCUCGCGACAUACAAAUAGCUGCCGGUGAAACCGUACUGCUCAGAUGUUCAUUAAACAAACCAGUUGUGCAGUGCGAGUGGUCGUGGAAACCGAGCAAUUCCAGCAAAAAUCCCACCACCGUGAAGAAAUUUUCACCGAGCAAAGACAGCGAUCACGAUUGUUCGGUGAGGUUCAAAAAUAUUCUUUACGAAGAAGAGGGUCUGUGGACUUGCGGGGUCAGGUUAACACCGGAUGGUGUUUUGCAUGAGGCUCCUCCUGCUGUCGUGACGCUCUUACCACCAGCCAAAGUGAGCUUCGUUGAGACGCCGGAAGACACGUCAGUGCCAAUUGGUACCGAGGCAAAUUUAAGCUGCGUAACGAAUGUCAGAGUCGAGAAAUGUGCCUGGACUUGGAAACCACUCAUUGGUAGCGACGCUGAGACUGUCGUUGAAGAAUUCGCGAGCAAGGGGGACUUGGGUCGCGAUUGCAGCCUCUCGCUGCCCCAGGUCUACAGGGAGCAACAAGGCUUGUGGGCUUGUCAAGUCUACUUACCAUCUCCAAACGCAAUGCAGUCUUCACCCUUGGUCAAACUUACCGUAUUUGAAGUUGACGAGGUGAAGUUCUCCGAGUUGUCGCAGGACAUUCAAAUAUCGUCCGGUGGUAGCGUCCUCUUGCGGUGCGUUACCUCGUCAGGGGUGGAGCAAUGCCGAUGGUCGUUGACGCCGGAAAAUUCGAAUACAACAGUGGUCGUUAAACAAUUUCCUGCAGCUGGUAUCGAGAGCAGAGAUUGCAGUGUGCGGCUCAGUCACGCUCUUGCCGAACAAGAGGGGCUUUGGACUUGCGGUGCGAGAAUACGUGGUCGUCAAAAUUACACGGAUGCACCCCCAGCAAAGCUGAGUUUGCUUCAACCAGAACCAGUGAUGGUAGCGCUGUGGACAACACCCCAUGAAAAGAUUAGUCUAGCUUGCCGAUUACGACCGGUGCCUCCGAAAGCUCAAUGCCAUUGGCUUCACUCUCCAAAUGUUCAUCUGCGUCAAACUAACUCAACUAAAAAUUCAAGAUACGCUGUCCAAAUGAAUUACACCAGCGGACUUUGCGUGUUGCAAUUCAAGCUCGACGAUCAUGACCUCGGCGAAUGGACGUGCAGAUUUACCGGCGGCAACGCGCACGGAAAUACAGAAUUGGGAUCAGCCUCGGUGGUGCUUUUGAGCAUUUCAACAGAUGCCAGAUUCGCCUGGAUAGUCGGUGCGUUAACGUCACUAAUAUUAUUCUUGAUGAUCAUAGUCGUGGUUUUGGUGGUAUGCCGAACGCAUAUAUUUAUUAAACGAACACCAAAAAUACUCGAGACGAUGAAAGCUGACCAAAGAAAUAGGAAUAACAGCGAAUCCGCGGACCGCUACACCGAGGGACCUAACAAAAUCAAUUUUCAGUUCAGCGAACAAGGUUUACAGGAUUUGGAAAGCAUCAAUAACAAACGAAGUUCGGCCUCAAACGAAGGGCCGAAAAGACGAAACGAGAUAUACGAAAACAUUGCCGAAAGUUAGGAGGUUUUUUUAUCUCGUGUAAUAAAUAAAUUGUUGAUGAUUUGUUGAAAAGAUUUUAUUAUCGUUAUUAUCGUUACUGACAUAUGUAUGUAUAUAAUAUAUAUUAAUUUUCCAUUUAAUUUCUUAAAACUAUGCAUAAAGCAACGUAACCAUUGUAAAAUUGGUCGUCACUAUUGUAAUUGGCAAUAUUUAUUGCUGUAAGAAAUAUUUUAGACUUUUCUAAGUGCAUAAGAGAGAAGGAAUUGUUCUUUCAAUGUUAAUACGUUUAAGUGGCUAAUAAGUACGUUUACAUCCAGUCUAAUUAAAAAUAAUGCAACAGUGUAGGGUUUUGUAUAGGUCGCAUGAGUAAAACCGCGCCAAAAAUUUCCUGCUUUCAAAUAUUAUUCAGGGUAUUUCCUAUUAUUAUCAUUGUAUCGAUAUAAAAUAUAAUUGUUGAUUUCUUUCCUAAUAUUAUCAUUAUCGUCGUUAACACUGUUAUGUUAAAUUUAAUCUUAUUAUACCUAAGGCACGUUUACUUCCCUCGCUCUCUAUUUGCUAUUUCUUUGGGGAAGGGGAGGAGGAGGGAAGGUGAGAGAAUUUCAAUAUGUGGACGGAGAUGAAACAAGCCGAAAGGCGAGUCGAUUAGGUAGUUAUUUUCCACUAUUCUAAAUCUUAAUUUCAUUUUUAAUCUUUACAAACUGUUCGAAAAUAACGAAGUUGAACUGUAUACUGUGAAGGGAUUAGCAGUUUGAAAUUUUGUCUUGUUACAGUGAGAUGGUUUUGGUUUGUUUCCAGUUUGUUACAUUUUUGAAAUCCCUUUGGAUAAUAUUUUCUCGGGAAGACGCGUAAAGUUACGAAUUUA
Messenger RNA from Diprion similis, 3940 nucleotides. RefSeq lists its product as uncharacterized. Gene Ontology annotation, cellular component: cell-cell junction. The record is from RefSeq and is a predicted model, not a curated record. Gene Ontology annotation, biological process: cell-cell adhesion. Lineage: Eukaryota; Metazoa; Arthropoda; Insecta; Hymenoptera; Diprionidae. Gene Ontology annotation, molecular function: cell adhesion molecule binding. The transcript has 10 exons. The coding region runs from base 568 to 3099 and encodes 843 amino acids.